This is a messenger RNA of Gasterosteus aculeatus aculeatus (three-spined stickleback), 867 nucleotides long. Lineage: Eukaryota; Metazoa; Chordata; Actinopteri; Perciformes; Gasterosteidae. The record is from RefSeq and is a predicted model, not a curated record.
CCCCCCCCCCCCAAAAAACAAACACGUUUUGUAACGUUAGUGGUGUUUAUUCCACGUGCCUGCGUCAUGUCUCCGUCCGAAGCAAAGACUCCCGAGUGGAAAACAACCAUCAUUGUCAGCUCCUCGCUGCAGAACCACGACACCAGCAGGAUCUUAAGCGGCCAGCAGCACAGAGUCAGGUUUUCGGACAGUGUUCAGUCUGGAGCCUUUAUUUUUCCUCUGUCAGGUACUGCAUUUCUAUUGGUUGACUCCCAAGACGUCCUCGGACAUUUGGAGGAGUCUGGACUCGUUGAGAGGAUACAGAGCUUCGUGCAAGUACACAGGAACAGUUUCCUACUCCUCUACGCCCCCUUUAACGGGGAAAAGGAGAUGGAAAUAUUAUCGAUGGUUCAACAGAGAUUCUUUGGCAGCAAUCUCAGGAUCCUGCCUGUACGAAACAACGCAGAGCUUGUCAAAGGAAUGUUGACAAUCGCCAAGGUAAAAGGUGCCCAGAGGUCCUCGGGGUGACUCUUGAUAAUAAGUUCGACCCGCUGGCUCCUUCUGCCCGCAGGCCACCAGUAAGCCCCACGUAGACCUGAUCCGCACUCGGAUGUCCCACGCCCGGGCUCACGUCGUGGAGAGCAGCCCCGUGUGGGAGAUGCUCAGGGACAUUCUCUGAAGCCCAGCACCCCUUCCAGCAGCUGUUCUCACACACACACACACGUAACAUUCGUUCUGUUUUAUUCGCUGCUAACCAGUACAAGCGUUUCUUGGCAAAUAUUCAUAAGCAAAUUUAAAAGAUGUGUUCCAAUGUGUUUGUACGGUUUGUUCUAUUUUUCUUUCACAUUUUGACAUAGAAAAAGAAGAAAUAAAACAAUAAGACAAUAA